AGGACACUCCUUGAGUAGUACGAAAAAUAUCAUUAAUUUGAAAAUAUGGUUUUUAAUUUGAUAUAAGUUCUUAAAAAUUCUAAAAAUUUGAACUCGAAUAAAUAAAUUAUAUUAAAGGGGACAAUGGUGAUGAGUAUACUUAAAAAAUCACGCUGUACAUGUUUACUACACGUAUGUCAUUGAAGAUUGAAAAAUACCCACAAAGCAUUUUCCAAUGUUAUUACUUCGAUAAACUUUGAGACCGAAUUGAAUUUUAACCUACACACACAUUAUAUAUUAUAUUAUUAUCUACAAUAUUGUGUUGUUUUUACACUAGCCUUAUUAUUAUAUUAUAUACCUAUACUAGCUGCUGCAGACUGAUGUCAUGUCAUUAUUAUAGUUAAUAAAAUAUCAUAAUGCAUAUUAUGCACAUCGUAUUAUUAUAGCUAUCACCCAGUCCCGUACUCCGAAGCUUCAGCAAAUUGGUCAAUCUAAAUAAGAUAUUUAUAAACUAUUUAAUAGUUAAAAAUGUAUUAAAUGUUCAACUUUUAUAGCUAGGGAUUGAAAAUUUAAAUCAAGGUUCCACGUAAAUAGGUAACAAUGUACCUACUCAUCAAAUAUACUUGGUAAUAUACUAAUAUCAUAGACUAACCGACCGGGAUUCGAUCAGAAUCGGUUUUUUUUUUGUACAAUGAUACGCUAUAAUGCUUUAUCAUUGAAUUCAAAUUCAAAAUCUAUUAUCAAAUGCCAAAUGGGCAUUAAAAUAUUAACAUUUACUAGUGUAAAUAAUGGACAUACAAAGUUGGCUGUGAGCUUAGUUCAUUGAUCAUUAAACAUAUUGUAUCUAUCAUAAUGUGGAUUUUCGAAAAAAUUGAUUUGGCUCCUCUUGGUUCUGAGGCCACUAUCAAGUAAUUGAAUCACCGUUAAGAUAAAAUAAUAUAGGUACACGGCAGAGAUGGAAGCCAAUGCGGGAUCUUCAAGAUGCACUGCACAAUCGUCUGAAUAUGCCGAUGAGGGACGCUGCUUGAUCGACGCUUUGGACUUGGCCGGUUACCGCAAGAGCACUACUGUCGGGUGUCCGUUACGGCGCGGACUUACAGAGUGUUUCCGGUCGACGCCAGAACUCACCAGUGACUCACCCGUGAACAAACCGGUAGUAAAGAUGGACCCAGUGCCACCUGUUCUUACGACUGCGGAUCCAAACAACCGAACGGAUGCGCUAAAAUGCCUGAAGCAACAUCUUUUCGUGAUCAACGCUUUGGACUUGGCUGUGGAUCGCAGGAUCGCUACAACUGUCGGGCCACAGUUACGGCCACUGCGAGAAAAUGCAGCCAGUUUCCGCUCUUCCGCAGAGCUGAGCAUUCACUCGCCCGUGUACGGACUAGUGAAGUCUGUUCCACCGGUGGCAACUGAAAUUCAGCCAAAUCCUGUACGUUCCGAUCGUCGCAGAUCACUAUGGAAGAGGUCGAAGAGAUUCAUGUGGAAAUCCAUGGUCAACGCUGGACGCAGAAUAUGCUUCUGCCAGACUUUUGUUGACCUGGAAUGAUAUCCGCAAAGUUCGACCUCAUCCCCUGCCACCGUGAUCAUGCCUAUGUUACCAGUUACCACCGUUCGCCGCCGCCGCCUCUUGAACCCGCGACGCCGGUUGUGAUUGUCGGACAAUUCGUCCGUUUUUGUUCAAGUUCGUUCAAGUUUUUCAAUGUACAAAUUUGACGUUUUUCGUCCCCGUUUGUUUGCGGAAGUUAGUUCGCCGUCAUCGCCGUUAUUUGUCCGGCGUCGUAUAGUUUUAUGCCAACGUCCACCACUCACCUCAAGCCAUACAUUUUGUGUCAUUAUUGUUUUGUAUGUGUUAAGUUUUUGAUUCCACCAAUACCUACCAUUUAUUUGUUAUUAACAUAUUAUUAUAUGCCAUGUUUAUACCUUAUUUAAAUUGUACUGAUUAUAUCUAUAUAAUAUAUUAUACUGUGUUAACCUACUCCUGUCGGCCGUCUUCAACAUUUCGCACAUCAUAAGUCGUUGACGCUAACCGAAAAUUAUAUAAAAGUAGGAGCGGUGUACACAACAUAAUUGUCGUCAACAAAUACGAGUUGAAAUUUUUGUGGAACAUGUAGAAAAAAUGCCUGCAGGAUACACACACACACACACACACACACACACGUUGUGCGUUCACAUAAUCGUGUCAUAAUUAUGGCUAGGAUUUAUAUGCAAUAAAAAAAUAAUGAAAUAU
Acyrthosiphon pisum (pea aphid) is the source of this 2206-nucleotide messenger RNA. RefSeq lists its product as uncharacterized. The transcript is spliced from 2 exons. The record is from RefSeq and is a predicted model, not a curated record. NCBI's taxonomy places the organism in Eukaryota, Metazoa, Arthropoda, Insecta, Hemiptera, Aphididae. Bases 935 to 1525 code for a protein of 196 amino acids.